This is a messenger RNA of Periconia digitata, 1047 nucleotides long. The record is from the annotation of a GenBank genome assembly. NCBI's taxonomy places the organism in Eukaryota, Fungi, Ascomycota, Dothideomycetes, Pleosporales, Periconiaceae.
AUGACUCCACUUUACUUUCGCUCAUUUGUUCUCAGUGCCUGCGCUCUUCUCAUCUUCUUUUUCCUAGCAGCAACCCCACAUUCCAACAUUGUCCGCCAGUCUACAUCGACAUUCGCAAAAACCCGCGAAUGGAUCAGAAACGACCAGAGAGAACGACUCGCCUAUGCCACAUUUCUUACCGGUACCCAGGCCAAUCUGGACAACAUAACCGCGACAGAAAGUACUUUGCGAGACGACAAGUACUUCACUGCCGCACGACUACUGGGCUACCAUCUGAUGCAUAAACCUGCCACGCGCACACGUAUAAACAUACCCUUCAUCGUCAUGGUAACUAGUAGCGUGCCUACUGUUGAAGUCGACCGACUUAGAAAAGAUGGGGCGAUCAUUGUAGUCGUGGACUCGCAGCCAACGGGCGAAUGGUUCCACCCCAACACGGCGAGAUGGAACGACGUGAUGACGAAACUCCGACUUUGGCAGCUCGAAAAUUAUGACCGCGUUGUAUUUUUGGAUGUCGACAGCGCUUUGACGGGGUCGUUGGAUGGUGUGUUUGAUGAUGCGGGGGCUAAGCUGGUUUCUACGGUGCCGAACCCGCAAAGCCCGCUCGAUGUUGAAACGGAGAGUGCUAUCCCAGAGAUGUUUCUCAUGGCAAGUGCACCUGAAACCAAACGCCACCACGAAUUCCCUCCAAUCCGCAAGGAUUACAUACAUGGCCCUGAUUACUUCAAUGCUGGGUUUUUCAUCUUUUCGCCUUCGCAUAUGCUCCAUGCGCACUAUACGUCUCUCACAUCCAACAUUACAACCCCCAAGUUCAAGACUGGAUGCCCUGAGCAGAAUCUACUCAACUAUGCACAUCGGCGCAACGGACCAAUGCCUUGGACCAACCUAGACCCCAAAUGGAAUAUUAUAUUGGCGAAUAAAAACGAUGUGGAGAAGGGUGCAGUGAGCAUGCAUUUGAAGUGGUGGGAAGCAAAGGGCUUGUCGCAGUGGUUUGAUCGGGAGAUUGCCGAGAUGGAAGGAUACUACUUCGCGAUGGAUGAGAGAGAAUAG